AUGCGAUUAGCGAUUAUAGAAUUUAACCUAACUCUUUGUACUUUCUGUUAUGGAGGGUUAUCUUAUUUAAAUGGAACUGAAACUCCCAUUUUCUUGCAAAUAUUAUAUAUAAUCUUUGUUUUCUUGUAUCCUUCUUUAGCCAAACUUGAAAACAUCCAAAAGUUUCGAAAGUGGUUGUAUAAGGGACUCUCUGGUACUAUAUUUAUAUCCUUUUUAUUAGGCGAGUGAAAUUCGUCCAAGAUGGGAAGAAAAGUAACUAUUGCUUCUGCUACGCUGAAUCAAUGGGCAUUAGAUUUCGAAGGCAAUCGAGAUAGAAUAUUACAGUCUAUUUUAGAGGCCAAAGAAAUGGGAGCUACUUUCCGUACUGGCCCAGAACUGGAAAUAACGGGUUAUAGUUGUGAAGAUCAUUUUUAUGAGUGUGAUACCUUCUUACAUAGCUGGGAAGUCUUAUUAGACCUCAUGACUUCUCCCCUAUGCAAAGACAUCAUGGUGGAUGUAGGUAUGCCUGUGAUGCAUAAAAACGUGAGCUAUAAUUGUAGAGUUAUUUUCCUUAAUCAGAGGAUUUUAUUGAUAAGACCAAAACUAAUGACAUGUGAUGAGGGAAAUUAUAGGGAAUCUCGAUGGUUUUCUUGGUGGAGAAAGAUUCGUCAAGUAGAGGAUUACUAUUUACCAAGAAUGAUUAGCAAAGUAACAAAUCAAGAAGUAGUACCUUUUGGUGAUGCUGUCAUAGCAACAAGAGACACAUGCAUAGGAUUUGAAAUUUGUGAAGAACUCUGGAAUCCAAUGAGUUCUCAUAUUGGAAUGGCUCUAGAUGGAGUGGAGAUUAUAUGUAACAGUUCUGGUAGCUAUACAGAAUUACGUAAGGCUUAUAUUACAGUUGACCUGGUUAAAAGUGCCACCCUUAAAGCUAAGGGCUGCUAUGUAUUCAGCAAUUUGAGGGGAUGUGAUGGACAAAGAGUUUAUUUCAAUGGUUGUUCAUGCAUUGCUCUGAAUGGUGAAAUAGUGAGCAGGUCAAAGCAGUUUUCAUUAGAAGAUGUUGAGGUUAUAGUCGCUACAAUUGACUUGGAAGACAUCAGGACUCAAAGAAACCAUGUUAGAUCAAUGGCACAUAUGGCCUCAGGUUGUCCGAGUUAUGUAAGAAUUCAGGCUGACUUCGCACUGUGUCCUCCAAAUGAUACAACCCUAAGUUGUUCUCUACCUUUGGAAUGGCAUUACUUGAAGCCUGAAGAGGAAAUCGCACAGGGUCCAGCUUGUUGGUUGUGGGAUUAUCUAAGAAGAUCGGGCCAGGGAGGUUUCUUCUUACCCCUUAGUGGAGGAGUGGAUUCUAGUAGUACAGCCUUAAUCGUUUAUUCAAUGUGUAAAAUUGUUACCAAAUAUGUUCAAGUGGGCGAUAGCAAAGUUCUAAGUGAUGUUAGGAGAAUAUGUGGAAGUACUGAUUAUGUUCCCAAAUCAGCAAAUGAUUUAUGUAACCGAAUAUUAGUUACAUGUUACAUGGGGACUGAAAAUUCUUCAAAAGAGACCAAAGAAAGAGCCUCACUGUUAGCUGCUGCAAUAGGGAGCUACCACAUGCACAUAACUAUAGAUAAAGCUGUCACAGCUUGCCUAGAGAUAUUCAGCUCAGUCACAGGGUUUUUUCCAAAAUACGAGUCUAAAGGUGGAUGUGCUCGACAAAAUCUUGCCCUGCAAAAUAUACAGGCACGCUUACGAAUGGUGUUCUCCUAUCUCUUUGCCCAGUUGAUCCUUUGGACUAGAAAUCGUCCAGGCGGUCUUCUCGUGCUAGGUUCAGCAAAUGUGGAUGAAUCUCUUAGGGGAUAUAUGACCAAAUAUGAUUGUUCAAGCGCAGAUGUCAAUCCCAUUGGUGGAAUUUCUAAAACGGACCUUCGCAGAUUUCUCUAUUUUUGCAGGGAGAAGUUUGCAAUACCUAUUAUUGAUGACAUUAUCAAAGCCCCUCCGACUGCUGAAUUGGAACCUCUUAAUCAAGGGCAAGUAGCUCAAACAGAUGAAGAAGAUAUGGGUAUGACUUAUGCUGAGCUCAGCGAAUAUGGUAAACUGAGAAAGAUGCACAAUUGCGGACCAUACUCUAUGUUUUGUAAAUUGGUGCAAACCUGGUCAUCUGAUUUCACUCCGGCAGAAGUUGCUGAGAAAGUUAAACAUUUCUUCAGAUGCUACGCCAUCAAUCGACAUAAAAUGACUGUGAUAACUCCAGCAUAUCAUACCGAAAGCUAUAGUCCUGAUGAUAACAGAUUCGACCUGAGGCCUUUCCUUUAUAGGGCCAAUUGGUCUUGGCAAUUCAGAGCAAUAGACAAGCAGAGAGAAACCCUUGACAGUUUGAGGAAAAAAGAUAUCAAUUCUACUCCUUUCAAAAAGAAUAUUAAAUGCAGAGCUGCUGUACCAGUGUAAUAUCCGUGGAGUUUAUUGCAAUCCAGUGAAGGGAUCGUUAGUUUUUCUUCAUCUUGAAGUAGUUAUAUCGUCAGUUUGAUCGGGGAGGACCCCAACUGUGAUCGUUCCUCUUUUUUAUCAAUUUAUUUUAUUACAGAGUAAUAAAUUAUUCAUUUUAUUUUUA
This is a messenger RNA of Coccinella septempunctata (seven-spotted ladybird), 2563 nucleotides long. RefSeq names its product glutamine-dependent NAD(+) synthetase. The transcript has 10 exons. Gene Ontology annotation, cellular component: cytoplasm. Gene Ontology annotation, molecular function: NAD+ synthase (glutamine-hydrolyzing) activity; ATP binding; glutaminase activity. Gene Ontology annotation, biological process: NAD+ biosynthetic process. Bases 241 to 2400 code for a protein of 719 amino acids. The record is from RefSeq and is a predicted model, not a curated record. Lineage: Eukaryota; Metazoa; Arthropoda; Insecta; Coleoptera; Coccinellidae.